This is a messenger RNA of Angiostrongylus costaricensis, 3591 nucleotides long. The record is from the annotation of a GenBank genome assembly. NCBI's taxonomy places the organism in Eukaryota, Metazoa, Nematoda, Chromadorea, Rhabditida, Metastrongylidae.
UUGGAUUCUUAUUGUCAAAUUCGUUGCAGAGGUGUGGAAGCGAAGGAGAAAAUUGAUGCUGACUACAGCGGAAUCACGGGUUUAUGUGAGCGGUUGAAAACUGACCCGAACAAUGGUAUACCAAAUACAAGCACAGAAUUGGAACGACGGCGGGCUGUGUUCGGUGCGAACGAAAUUCCACCUCAUCCACCCAAGUGUUUUUUGCAGCUAGUCUGGGAAGCAUUGCAGGAUGUCACUUUGGUUAUUCUUUUGGUGUCAGCCAUCGUCUCGUUAGCGUUGUCCUUCUAUCGGCCUCCAGAUGAUGGUACUGUUAUUGACGACAGUGAGCAUGAUGCUGGUUGGAUCGAAGGAGUUGCUAUUUUGAUAUCCGUUAUUGUCGUCGUAUUGGUAACUGCACUCAAUGAUUACACAAAAGAGCGACAAUUUAGAGGACUUCAAGCGAAGAUUGAAACGGAGCACAAGUUCUCAGUGAUUAGGGGAGGACAAUCAGUUCAGGUAGUCGUCAACGAGCUCGUAGUUGGUGAUGUUGCUCAAAUCAAGUAUGGUGAUUUACUUCCUGCUGAUGGUGUUCUCAUCCAAGCGAACGAUCUCAAAAUUGAUGAAUCUUCACUGACUGGAGAGUCUGAUCUUAUACGAAAAACACCUGAUCAUGAUCCAGUAAUUUUAUCUGGAACGCAUGUUAUGGAAGGAUCCGCCAAAAUGCUUGUCACAGCCGUUGGUGUUAACUCGCAAACGGGUAUCAUCAUGACACUUUUGGGUGCAGCAAAGACGGUGGCUGAGGAGGAGCGAAAAGCGGCGAAGAGAGAAGGAGACGCUGUUCUUGAACCAGACGAAGGCACCGCUCAGGCUUUACUUGAUGGUGUCGCUAAUGGUAAAGUUAUUCCUGAGGAAACUGGAAAGAAGGAGCGCUCAGUUCUACAGGCGAAGUUGACCCGACUGGCUAUACAAAUUGGUUAUGCAGGAUCGUUUGUGGCUGGUUGUACGGUGCUGAUUCUGGUUAUCCGUUUCUGUAUCUCUCGGUAUGCCAUUGAAGAGAAGUCGUUCUCGCUAGCUGACUUCCAGCAUUUCAUCAAUUUUCUCAUUAUCGGCGUUACUGUUCUCGUAGUGGCUGUUCCCGAAGGAUUGCCUUUAGCUGUGACACUUUCACUUGCCUAUUCAGUGAAAAAGAUGAUGUUGGAUAACAAUCUUGUUCGUCACCUGGAUGCUUGUGAAACUAUGGGUAACGCAACGUCAAUUUGUUCGGAUAAGACAGGAACGCUGACCACAAAUAGAAUGACCGUUGUGCAGUCUUACAUUAAUGAUGUUCACUAUAAGGAAAUCCCGAAAAUGGAAUCUCUUCACAAGGAGACGCUGGAACUGUUGUUGAACUGCAUUUCAAUAAACAGUAGUUAUUCAUCACAGGUUAUACCAGCAAAACAAAUAGGUGAACAAGCUACUCAACUGGGAAACAAAACUGAAUGUGGUAUGCUUGGUUUUGUGUUAGCGCUUGGUGCCAGUUACCAAAAUAUUCGUGACAAGAAUCCUGAGGAGUCCAUUUUCAAGGUGUACACGUUCAACUCAGUACGGAAGAGCAUGUCAACGGUAAUCAAUCGAACUGGUGGUGGCUAUCGUGUAUUCAGCAAAGGUGCUUCUGAGAUAAUCACAAAAAAGUACAACGGGCAACUUAUCAAAUUUGGUGCAAAGGAUGUUGAAGCCUUAGUUCAUAAUGUAAUCGAACCAAUGGCCUCGGAUGGAUUACGUACAAUUUGUUUGGCUUACAAGGAUUACGUACCAGCAGGCGGACAUGUAGGAGAGAAUCAGAUCGCCUACACGGGCGAAGUUGACUGGGAUAACGAAGACUCCAUUGUGAGUGAUUUGACUGCUAUCGCAAUACUUGGCAUCCAAGAUCCCGUUAGACCUGAAGUGCCAGCUGCUAUCACAAAAUGUCAGGAAGCAGGAAUCACAGUGCGUAUGGUAACUGGUGACAAUAUUAACACAGCUCGAUCUAUUGCUACCGCAUGUGGAAUUCUGAAGCCCGGAGAAGAUUUCAUUGCUCUUGAGGGGAAAGAGUUUAAUUCGAGAAUUAGGGACGAGAAUGGUGAAGUUUCUCAAGAAAAAUUGGACCAGAUCUGGCCGAAAUUGCGUGUUCUCGCUCGAGCUCAACCUUCGGACAAAUACACUCUUGUUAAGGGUAUUAUCGAUUCUCGAGUAACGGAUGCUCGUGAGGUGGUUGCGGUGACCGGAGAUGGAACAAAUGAUGGACCAGCUCUCAAGAAAGCCGAUGUCGGCUUUGCUAUGGGUAUUGCUGGUACCGAUGUUGCGAAGGAAGCUUCUGACAUCAUCCUUACCGAUGACAACUUUACUUCUAUUGUGAAAGCAGUGAUGUGGGGACGUAAUGUAUACGAUUCAAUCGCGAAAUUCCUACAAUUCCAACUCACUGUGAACGUGGUGGCCGUCGUGGUUGCCUUCGUUGGUGCUUGUGCUAUUCAGGACACACCAUUAAAGGCUGUACAAAUGCUCUGGGUGAACCUUAUUAUGGACACGUUAGCCUCUUUGGCGUUAGCUACAGAAAUGCCUACAGAAGAGCUCCUUAAAAGGAAACCCUAUGGUCGCACUAGCCCACUGAUUUCCCGCACAAUGAGCAAGAACAUUCUUGGGCAUGCGAUGUACCAACUUGUUGUUCUCUUUGUACUGAUUUUCUAUGGUGAAAAACUUUUCGAUAUUCCAUCCGGUCGCUGGGCACCUCUUCACUCACCACCGUCUGUUCACUUCACCAUCGUGUUCAACACCUUCGUUAUGAUGACAUUAUUCAACGAGAUUAAUGCAAGAAAGAUUCAUGGCGAGAGAAAUGUAUUUUCUGGUCUGUUCUCGAAUCCAAUAUACUACAUCAUCUGGAUCGCCACAUUUGUUUCACAAAUCUUAAUCGUGCAGUUCGGCGGGCGUUGGUUCAGCACUGCGGCGCUCAACAUUGAACAGUGGUUGUGGUGUUUGGCACUUGGCUUUGGGACUUUACUUUGGGGGCAGCUGGUGACAUCAAUACCGACCGGUAGCCUCCCACAGAACAUGACUAUCGGUUCUGGAGAAGCGCCGAUUAGCGAUCCGUUGAUGCCUGACUAUGAAGAUCCAGAUACUCAUGAGAAGCGUUCUGGUCAGAUUCUGUGGGUGCGUGGUCUGACGCGACUGCAAACGCAGUUACGAGUUGUGAAAGCGUUCCGUUCAUCACUGGAAGAGUUUGACGAGAGACGUUCGAUUGCCUCCACUCACUCAGUACAAUCAAUGCGUGGCUGGUCACGUCUGGCAUCGAGUCCAGACCCGACCGGUGCUCGAGCAGCACUCGCAACGCUUUCGCAUCGACAUUCGCCGCAGCCAUAUCCGUACUACCAUCAUCAGCAACCGCGAACACCCUCACCACAACCGCAGAUAGUGGUGGAAAACGGCGGCGGUGGUGUCGGUGAUGGAAACUCUACCGUUCCAUCACCUGCGGUUUUCAGUGUUAAAUUAGAGAAAGUGCCUUUGGUACAGAAGUGGUCACCGGGUACAAACUCAUCCUAUUCUCAGCGUAUCUCAAAAAGCAUGUCUUUGGACACGUCUAUGUCGGUCGCGCACGUCUGA